UUUCAUUUUCCAGUGUCAGCUGUGACUCUAGACUGUAACUCAAAUUCAGAUUUCAGAUAUUUUUGGACUUUUUAACAUAAUUCGACUUCGUCUAAGCGAAGAAAUAUUUAAAAAUGUCGCUGUGGUCUUCAAUAAACCGUCUUGUUUUUAAGCGAACAUCUACGUUUGCUUUAGCGGUUGCAAGCGGUACAUUCUUCUUUGAGAGAACUUUUGAUGUAAUUUCCCAGUCGAUCUUUGAAAACAUAAAUCGUGGGAAACUCUGGAAAGACAUCAAGCACAAAUAUGAAGAAUGAAUGAAAUGCAAGUCAAUAGAAAGUUUAAAUAAUUUAUUAGUUAAUUACAUUAUGUUACAAUAAAUAAAUAUCUAAAUUUAAAA
Molecule: messenger RNA, 376 nt
Organism: Leptidea sinapis
Lineage: Eukaryota; Metazoa; Arthropoda; Insecta; Lepidoptera; Pieridae
Gene: ox
Product: cytochrome b-c1 complex subunit 9
Exons: 2
Coding region: 114-293 (59 amino acids)
Biological process (GO): mitochondrial electron transport, ubiquinol to cytochrome c
Source: RefSeq, a predicted model, not a curated record